Eriocheir sinensis (Chinese mitten crab) is the source of this 4309-nucleotide messenger RNA. RefSeq names its product palmitoyltransferase ZDHHC20-B-like. Lineage: Eukaryota; Metazoa; Arthropoda; Malacostraca; Decapoda; Varunidae. The transcript is spliced from 12 exons. Gene Ontology annotation, biological process: synaptic vesicle maturation; protein targeting to membrane; peptidyl-L-cysteine S-palmitoylation. Gene Ontology annotation, molecular function: protein-cysteine S-palmitoyltransferase activity. The record is from RefSeq and is a predicted model, not a curated record. Gene Ontology annotation, cellular component: Golgi apparatus; endoplasmic reticulum. Bases 306 to 1583 code for a protein of 425 amino acids.
AUCCUUCUAUCGUCUAUAGGGAUUUGUUUUCCUUCCAUCAUUGAGAAAGGGAGAGCGAGGGACUUAUUUUCGUGUCGGGGGCGGAGACUGCAGCAUUUACCGGCCCCCCAGCGCCUGUCCACCGCAGAGGGACUAUGAGACAGGCUAAUCCCCUCCGCCCUCCCCCCACCACCACCACCUUCACCGCUACUCCUGCCGCCGCCGCAGCCCUCACCACAGCCACAGCAGCCGCCCCCAAGGACACGCCUUCCUAGCUGUGUUCCGGCGCCCCAGAGCCUGCAGCCCCGCCAGCCGUCGCAGCAGCCAUGGCGCCCCGGUUCUGUGGUCUGUCUGCCCCGUGCCGAUUCUGUUUCCGUGCGGCGAAGUGGCUGCCGGUGCUGUUCAUCGUGACGGUGGUGGUGUGGUCCUACUAUGCCUAUGUCCUACAGCUCAACCUGUUUACCAUCACAAACAUCGUAGAAAAAUGUUUCUACCUCAUCGUGUACCAUAUUCUGCUGACCAUGUUCCUCUGGGCCUACUGGCAGACCAUCUUCACGGACAUAGGCACCGUUCCCAAGCAGUUCCGCUUGCCGCCCUCGGAGCUUGACCGUUACGAGGGUAGUGAGACAGAGGAGGCGAGGAGAGAUGUGCUGGAGCGCUUCACCCAGAAACAGAACCUGCCCAUCUACAACAGAACCAUCAUGGGGGAGAUCCGGUACUGCGAGCGCUGCGUUCAGAUCAAGCCGGACCGUUGCCACCACUGCUCGGUGUGCGGCGUGUGCGUUCUCAAGCUGGACCACCACUGCCCCUGGGUCAACAACUGCGUCUCAUUCACUAACUACAAGUUCUUCAUCCUCUUCCUCGGCUACGCACUCAUCUACUGCCUCUUCAUCGCUGCCACCACCCUGCAAUAUUUCAUCAUGUUCUGGAGGCCUCCAUCUCAUUACCCCGUCCCUUCCCCUCCGCAGAACCAGCUUGGUACCGAGGGGAAGUUCCACAUUCUCUUCGUGUUCUUUGUGUCCAUCAUGUUCGCCAUCAGCCUGGUCUCCCUGUUCGGCUACCACGUCUUCCUCGUCCUCAAGAACAGGUCCACACUGGAGUCAUUUCGGGGUCCGAUCUUCCGGCUGAACCACUCUUGGGUGCAGGACAAGGACGGGUUCAGUCUGGGCGCGUACAACAACUUCGUGGAGGUGUUCGGGGAGGACCGCGCCAAAUGGUUCCUGCCCGUUGCUACCAGUCUAGGGGAUGGUGUCACAUACCCAGUGAGAGGUCAGCCACCGAGCCACCACCACCACCACCAUCACAACCACCACCACCACCCCUUCACCACCACCACCACCACCACCUCCUCCUCCACCACCACUACCACCACCACCACCACCACCCCCGUGCAAUCUUAUGGCAGCACACAGAUAAGCCUCGGGGACGGUGUGACGUACCCGCAGCGCUGCAUUGACGAGGACAUGGAUGGGCUGCUGGGGCCGACGGAGCGCUGGGCCGACGAGGAUGAGAGCGAGAUGGCCUUCACCGCCUACACCAACAACCACAACGGCCAGAGCCUGGAAGAGGUGGUGGUGCAGCCUAACCACACCAACCCAGUGUGAGCGACAACCACCACCACCACCACCUCCCUGGAUCACUUGCACCACCACCACCACCACCACAUUGUGUAGACCAAAUACAAGGGCACAACACCACUUCAUUACCACUUCCAACACCCUAAUCACUCACCACCACCCCUUACACUUAUAGUUCUCAUACCAUACCAGCUUGACCUGACUUACACCCUUAUAUCACACCAACACCACACUUUUGAGAGAGAGAGAGAGAGAGAGAGAGAGAGAGAGAGAGAGAGAGAGAGAGAGAAUAACACCACCAUUAUACACCAGUGCACUCCCUCCUCCUCCGUUUCUUCCUCUUCUUCUCCCUUUUCUUCCUCUCUUCUCAUUUUCUCUACUCUUUUACUAUUCUUUUCUCUCUCUACUUUUAACACUGGUACACUCCCUCCUCUUCUUCCUCUUCUUCUCCCUUUUCUUCCUCUCUUCUCAUUUUCUCUACUCUUUUUUUACUAUUCUUUUCUCUCUCUACUUUUAACACCAGUACACUCCCUCCUCUUCUUCCUCUUCUUCUCUUCUCAUUUUCUUUUUUCUCUACUUAUUUUACCAUUCUUUUCUCUCUUCCUACUUUUCCUUCUUUUCCUUUUUUAGUUUCUUCCUCCUCCUCUUUAUUUUUUACAUCAGUACGCUCCCUCCUCCUCUUCCUCUUCUUCUCCCCUUCUCAUUUUCUUUUUUCUCUACUUUUUUUUGCCAUUCUUUUCUCUCUUCCUUCUUUCCUUUUCUCAGUUUCUUCCUCCUCGUCUUUAUUUUCUACUUCCUUGUCUCUUCCUUCCUUUUAUUUUUUUCGUCUAGUCACGCACCACCUCGCUCAGUCUCACAUACACUGCAUCUAAACCACACCACCACCACCACACAACAUACUAACACCACACCACACCACAGUCAGUCAUAGAGUAUAGUAGAUCUGACUUCAGCAAUCUCCACCACCACCACACACACGCACAUAGAUGGUGGAGCGAUGGACAGGAGGAAGCCAAGAAGGUGAAUUGUCUCUGGGUUGAUGUGGAAGAAAAGGGAUGUGGAGGUGAGGAUGGUGUGUCUGGGGGUGUGACAGGCAGGGAAGGAUGUGUGCUUUAAGAGGUGGAGGAAAACUUGGAUUACGUGGAGGUGUGGAGGAAAGGAAAGAGUGCGUGGAGGUGCAGUAGGCAAGGAAAUGUGUGUAAGUGGAGAGGUGGAGGAAAACUUGGAUUAUGUGGAGGUGUGGAGGAAAGGGAAGUGUGGAGCAAGGAGAGAUGGAGGAAAAUUUUAAAGCCUGGAGGUAAUGACUGUGUGUGGAGAGAGAGAGAGAGAGAGAGAGAGAAUCCUCCUCCUCCUCCUCUGAGCCAUGACAUGUAUGAUAUGACGGACAGUUCAAUGCCUUCUUCACUUCCUCAGUCUGCAAGUAACAAGUAGCCUUAAGCUCCCAUGUGAUAGAGGCAUGGGCUUGUGAACGCAUGUGUGUAUGUGUGCACCAAUAGACCACUUAGAAGUACGCACACACACACUUGCCGCAGCCACGCUCUCACCUUGCAACCACUCGCGCACACGCACCCAUUUGUAAGGCCAUCACAGUCCGGUCGUCUUGUAUUUCUGCGUUGAUCAGCGAGGCGGGGCGACCUAGCACAGCGUUUUGUACUGAAGGAAAAGUCUGGUGAAGAUUAUAAGUGAUUGGUAGUGAAGGAGAAGGUUCUAAGCUGAUUGGUUGUGAAGGAGAAGAUUAUAAAUGCAUUGGUAUUGAAAGGAAAGGUUACAAGCUGAUUGGUAUUGAAAGGAAAGGUUACAAGCUGAUUGGUAGUGAAGGAAGAGGUAAUAAGCUGAUUGGUAGUGCAGGAAAGGUCAUAAGCCAAGUAGUAGUGAAGGGAAAGGUGUUUCACUAAAGGCGUAUAGGACAUGAGGAGACGCUGUAAGGAAAAUAUGUUAGUCUGAUAAGAAAGGGAUGUGACACUAGAUGAUGUGGAGGUAGGUAAGGAUGGAGUGUCUAGGAGGUGUGAUGGGCAAGGAAAUGUGUGGGAUGGAGUGUCUAGGAGGUGUGACAGGCAAGGAAAUGUGUGCUUUAAGAGGUGGAGGAAAACUUGAAUUAUGUGGAGGUGCGGAAGAAAGGGAAGUGUGUCUGGAGCAAGGAGAGGUGAAGGGAAAGGUGUUGCACUCAAGGCUCAUAGGACAGAUGGGGAGUUGCUGUUGUUUUAGCCCGGCAGCGUAGUGAGGGAAAUGUUGCUCCCGGUGAAUGGUAAAUGUUUGAAUUACCUGCAGGGAUUAGAAAGCCACUUGAGCAAUGCCAGCUGUUGAAUAGGAGCAAAGAGUAAAUCCUGUGCUUGGGGUUACUUAACAAAGCAUUAGUACAAGUUAUGAAGGGUUACUGAAAGCUGUUACAAGCCCAGGGUGAUGUAACAUUGUGCAGAAGCAGAGGAAAAGCUGAAAACUGUUAAGGCUGAGUAACGUUAUUGAACAAAACCAGAAAAAAGUUAUUGAAUAGAUAGAGGCAAAGAAAGUCAAUCACACACAGUAGCAUUUUAACAUUGAACAAAACCAGGAAAAAAAGUUACAGAAUAGAGGCAAAGAAAGUUUUCACAGUAGCAUUUUAACAUUGAACAAAACCAUAAAAAAGUUACAGAAUAGAGGCAAAGAAAGUUUUCACAGUAGCAUUUUAACAUUGAACAAAACCAUAAAAAAGUUACAGAAUAGAGGCAAAGAAAGUUUUCACAGUAGCAUUUUAACAUUGAACAAAACCAGAAAAA